CUUUGGGAAAGUUCUCUCUGCAGUCUGCGCUCGCCGCUUCGCCUGCAGUCAUGCCCGGCUCCCCCGCUCUCCUGCUGCCGCUGCUGCUGCCCGGCUUCUCCCUGCUCCUCCGCGGGCUGGAGGCUUCAGCAGCACACGAGACUGUACUGUAUGAGACUGACGUGGUGCUGCCUCUGGAGCUUAAGUCUGGGCAGGUGCUGCAGGAAGCAUCCAGCUGGAGCGUGGGCCGCAGGAGACGUUCAGACGCUCACCCAGACCACCUGUUUCUGUCUCUGCCCGCCUUCGGCCAGGAGCUUUACUUAGAGCUGCAGAGGGACGAGGCGUUCCUCUCCGAGGGUUUCGUGGUGGAGGAGAGGAGUGAAGCGGGGAGCGUCCAACACGAGCCAAACUUUAAAGGACUGUCCUGCUUCUACACCGGAGCUGUUCUCAACCACACUAACUCGUUUGCCUCGCUGGAUGCCUGUGGUGGUCUGACUGGACUGGUGCAAACUGGAGACGAGACUCUGUUCAUUGAGCCGGUGGAGUCGGCAGUGGACUCGUUUUCUGGUCGGGAACACAAGGUGGUCCGUCAAAAACGCUCCUCUGAGGAAACGUCCCAGUCUACAACCAACGGCCCGAAAUACUGCCAAAUUAUCCAAGGGAAGCGGAAGGAGCGAAGGUCUAAAAGCUCAGAGGAAGCUCGGGGGAGGAGAAAUGCCAUCCGGCUGAGCGGAGAAUACACAGUGGAGACGGUGGUGGUGGCUGACUCAGACAUGGUGCAGUACCACGGAGCUGAAGCUGCCCAGAGAUUUCUACUCACUGUCAUGAAUAUGGUGUAUAACAUGUUUCAGCACCAGAGUCUGGGUGUGCAGCUGAACAUUCGGGUCACCAAAUUGGUCCUCCUGCACUCCCGCCCAGAGAAGCUGAAGGUCGGCCAUCAUGGAGAGAAAGCUCUGGAGAGCUUCUGCCACUGGCAACACGAGGAAUAUGGAGGCGGUCGGUACCUUGGCAGCAACCAUGUUCCUGGAGGUAGAGACGACCCGCCUCCUAUGGACGUAGCGGUGCUGGUCACAAGAACAGAUUUCUGCGUUCACAAAAACGAACCCUGCGACACUGUUGGCAUCGCCUACCUGGGGGGCACCUGCAGCUCCAAGAGGAAGUGUGUGCUGGCAGAGGACAAUGGACUCAACCUGGCCUUCACCAUCGCCCACGAGCUUGGACAUAACAUGGGCAUGAGCCAUGACGACGACCACGCCACCUGCACUGGCCACUCCCACAUUAUGUCAGGGGAGUGGGUGAAAGGUCGUAACCCCAGCGACCUCUCCUGGUCCACCUGCAGCCGUGACGACCUGGAAAACUUCCUGAGGUCGAAGGCCAGUGGUUGCCUGCUGCACACGGACCCUCGGAGCCGCUACCGGGUGCGUUUGCCUGCCAAGCUGCCUGGAAUGCACUACAGCGCUGAUGAACAGUGUCAAAUUUUGUUUGGCACCAACGCCACCUUCUGCACUGACAUGGAGCACCUGAUGUGUGCGGGUUUGUGGUGUCUGGUGGAAGGAGACGCUUCCUGCAAGACCAAACUGGACCCGCCUCUGGACGGCACAGAAUGCGGUGCAGACAAGUGGUGCAGAGCUGGUGACUGUGUCAGUAAGACGCCGAUUCCCCAGCAUGUGGACGGAGACUGGAGUCUGUGGAGUCAGUGGAGCAUGUGCAGCCGAACCUGCGGCACUGGAGCUCGAUUCAGACAGAGGAAGUGCGACAACCCACCGCCUGGACCUGGAGGGAGGAACUGUGUAGGGGGCAGUGUGGAGCACAAGGCGUGUGAGGGACCACCAUGCUCUAAAGGAGUGCCCACCUUCAGAGACCAGCAGUGCCAGUCUCACGAGCGCCACUCUGGGAAGAAGAAGACCCAGAUGUGGACAGCGGUGAUCAGCGAUGAGAAGCCGUGUGCUCUGUUCUGUUCUCCGGUUGGCAGGGACGCCCCGGUGCUGUUGGCGGAGCGCGUACUGGACGGGACACCCUGCGGACCUUACGAGAGUGACCUGUGUGUGAACGGAAAGUGUCAGAAAAUUGGCUGUGAUGGCAUUAUCGGCUCCUCGGCUAAGGAGGACCGCUGUGGAGUGUGUAACGGCGAUGGAAAGUCCUGCAAGAUCAUCAAAGGAGACUUCAACCAUACCAGGGGAAUGGUCACCCCUAGCCAUUGUAGGAAGGUCUCUACGUGUGUGAUGUCAAAAUCCAGAGCACUUCCCAAGUGUUUCUCAUGUUACAUCGAGGCAGCCGUCAUUCCGGUGGGAGCUCGGAGAAUCAAAGUAGUAGAGGACAAGCCAUCCCACAGCUUCCUUGCUUUAAAGGACUCAAGCAAGAGAUCCAUAAACAACGACUGGAAGAUCGAGCUGCCGGGGGAGUUCGAGCUCGCUGGCACCACCGUCCGCUACGUCCGGAGAGGACUGUGGGAAAAGAUGUCUGCUAAAGGGCCCACAAAGACUCCUCUCCACCUCAUGGUUCUCCUGUUCCACGACCAGUCAUACGGGAUCCACUACGAGUACACGGUGUCCCUGAAUCAGUCCCAGGAAAGCAGCAGCGAUGUUCCGAAAGAACCCGAGUACCUGUACCUGUGGACACAUAGCAGCUGGGAGAGCUGCAGCGUCCAGUGUGGAGGAGGAGAGAGAAGGACGGUGGUGUCCUGCACGAGGAUUGUUAAUAAAACGAUGACCCUGGUGAACGACAGCUACUGUCAGCAAGAGAACCGCCCAGCGCCUCAGAUCCGACGAUGCAACACACACACCUGCCAGUACAGGUGGGUGGCCGGAGAGUGGGGUCAGUGUUCGGUGACCUGUGGGGCGGGGCUACAGCAGCGGGAGGUGGGCUGUGUGUAUCAGCUACAGAACGGGACCUACAUCACCACACGAGACCUCUACUGCAUCACCUCCAAACCAGCCAGCCUGCAGCAGUGCGAGGGACGCCACUGUCUCACCGUCUGGGAGGCAUCGGAGUGGUCCAAGUGUUCUUCAGACUGUGGGCGGGGCAUCAGGAAACGGACAGUGACGUGCACCAAUCCUCAGGGCCUGUGCGACCCCGCCUCCCAGCCUACGCAGGAGGAGCCCUGUGAAGAUCACUCAAACUGCUAUGAGUGGAAGACUGGAGAGUGGUCAAAGUGCUCGUCCUCCUGUGGCCGUGGUCUGCAGUCCAGAGUGGUCCAGUGCAUGCACAAAGUGACAGGUCGCCAUGGAAGCGACUGCCCGAUAUUUCUAAAGUCCCCAGCGUACCGGCAGUGCCACCAGGGGGCGUGCAAUGAAAAAGUCAACGUCAACACCAUCACUUCUCCCAGGCUGGCGGCGCUGACGUAUAAGUGCACAGGGGACCAGUGGACGGUGUACUGCAGGGUGAUCCGGGAGAAGAACCUGUGCCAGGACAUGCGCUGGUAUCAACGCUGCUGCCAAACCUGCAGAGACUUUUACGCCAACACAAUGCCCCAUAAGAGUUAAUGAGCCUGGCACUCGUCGACAUGUAGCAGCUUAUUUUUUUGAUGUCCUUUUUUUAUGUACUGUUUUAAAUAACGUGGUUUGUAUUAUUGUUGAAGAGUAUUCUAUGUGAAAAUCGAAUCAGUUCGUAAAACGCAGUAACAAGAAAAAAAAAUCGCUAAAAUGCACACAUGUAGGUUUUUAAAGCUUUUAAGUUUGUGACUUGAACAAAAGGGCGCAAAUGGUUUUUAUAACUUUUUUUUGCUGUAAACCAAAGUUAACAAUAAUCCAAGGCAGUUGGAGAGACUU
Messenger RNA from Astyanax mexicanus (Mexican tetra), 3746 nucleotides. RefSeq names its product ADAM metallopeptidase with thrombospondin type 1 motif, 17 (gene adamts17). The transcript has 24 exons. Bases 51 to 3461 code for a protein of 1136 amino acids. Lineage: Eukaryota; Metazoa; Chordata; Actinopteri; Characiformes; Acestrorhamphidae. Gene Ontology annotation, biological process: extracellular matrix organization; proteolysis. The record is from RefSeq and is a predicted model, not a curated record. Gene Ontology annotation, cellular component: extracellular matrix. Gene Ontology annotation, molecular function: metalloendopeptidase activity.